AUGGGCAGACACACAGUGCAAAAAUCUGCAGGGGUUCUUGAAUUAGAUGCCGUCUCAGCAUUAUCCGCGCAGAUUGCUACGCUGGCCAAUCAAGUCAAUCAGAUGAACUUGAAUAUCAACAAGCAACAGCAAUCCCUCGUCACAACAGUGAGAAAUUUGGAGCGUCAAAUGGGACAGCUAGCCAGUGCUCAAAACACUAGACCAGCUGGAGCUCUUCCAAGCGACACUGAAGCAAAUCCUAAGGCGGCCCUGAAUGCCGUGUCGUUGAGAAAUGGGAGACAAAUCGAGGAAGUUCCUCCUAAAAAGAGGAAACAGGUGACUUUUACUGAGAGGCUAGCCAUUAUAGCAUCAACACCAGAGAAAGCCACGGAGCCAGAGAAGCCAGCUGGAGAGGCGGUGGCUGAGCAGCCCCCACAAUUGGUUUCAAGGCCACCACCUCCAUUCCCUCAAAGAUUGCAGAAAUUAAAAGACAAUGCCGCAUAUAAAAAGUUUCUUGAUAUCUUGAAGCAGGUGCAGAUUAAUAUUCCAUUGGUUGACAUCUUACAAGAAAUACCCAAAUAUGCAAAAUACAUCAAGGAUAUUGUGGCAAAUAAAAGGAGGCUGACCGAGUUCGAGACUGUGGCACUCACUGAGGAGUGCAGCUCCAGAAUUCAAGGCAAGUUACCUCAGAAAUUGAAGGAUCCAGACAGUUGGGAUUGGGUGAACCACGCCCAACGACAGUUAGCUGACCGCUCCCUUGCUCAUCCUGAGGGAGUGAUUGAAGAUGUGCUAGUUCAAGUGGGCUCUUUCAUAUUCCCUGCUGAUUUCAUUAUCCUGGAUUACGAGCCUGAUUAG
Nicotiana attenuata is the source of this 834-nucleotide messenger RNA. RefSeq lists its product as uncharacterized. The record is from RefSeq and is a predicted model, not a curated record. Lineage: Eukaryota; Viridiplantae; Streptophyta; Magnoliopsida; Solanales; Solanaceae. Bases 1 to 834 code for a protein of 277 amino acids. The transcript has 3 exons.